Messenger RNA from Panicum hallii, 2137 nucleotides. Its product is annotated as transcription factor PCF6-like. The coding region runs from base 628 to 1806 and encodes 392 amino acids. The transcript has 2 exons. Gene Ontology annotation, cellular component: nucleus. The record is from RefSeq and is a predicted model, not a curated record. Gene Ontology annotation, molecular function: sequence-specific DNA binding; DNA-binding transcription factor activity. NCBI's taxonomy places the organism in Eukaryota, Viridiplantae, Streptophyta, Magnoliopsida, Poales, Poaceae. Gene Ontology annotation, biological process: regulation of secondary shoot formation.
GCGCGGCAGACGGCGGAUCUGACACCGGGCCGGGCCCCCUAGAGCCUGCCGCCGCCGCUGUCUCCCGCUGCCCUCUGCCCUGGCCUGCGCGCCUGCCCGCCCGCCCGAGCACAGCAAGCAGCUUCUGCCGCGCGCCGCAGCGCCCACCCAGCGCGUGAGGAGAGAGAGACUGACAGGGAGAGUGAGGUAGCUAGGCAGCUAGCGGCAGUGAGUGCCACGCCACCACAGUUGCCAGUGUGUGCGGGAGCUGGAGCCGGAGAGAACCGGCAAAAAAACACACCGAGGCAAGCAAAGCAAAGGUGGCACGAGUACGGGCGGUUUAGGCAGGCGUGGCAGAGGGGGGGGAGGCGCGUGGGGAUAAGAUCGCCCGCGGCGCUCGAGCAGCAGCCGGGCCGACGCGGCCGGCGCGCACGACACGAGCACGCCGGAGGGGACAGCCCAGCCAGCCACAGCCGUUGCCGGCUUGCCGCAUUCCAGCACCAGCAGCCCGCAGCCGAAACGCGCCCCGGCAGACGCCAGGAGGAGGAGCCCUCCCCCUCCUCCAUAAAGACGCCGCAUUCCUCUCGCGGCGAGCACGCGCGGGGCGGGCAAGCGUAUGAGCAGCGGCGCUCGCGGCGGGACGGGUUCAUGGAGGCCGUGGGCGACGGGGCUGCAGCGGGGGCGGGGGGCGGGGCGCCGCCCGGCCGGUCGCAGCAGGGCGCCAAGCGCGGCCGCGGCGGCGGCGUGAGGGGCAGCGAGGCGGAGGCGGCGGCGGCGUGGGGGCAGCCGCCGGCGCUGCCGCUGCCGCUGCCGCAGGGCCCGGGGGCGGGCUCGCGGAUCUACCGCGUGCGGGCCAGCGGGGGCAAGGACCGGCACAGCAAGGUGUACACGGCCAAGGGCAUCCGCGACCGCCGCGUGCGCCUGUCGGUGCCCACCGCCAUCCAGUUCUACGACCUGCAGGACCGACUGGGCUUCGACCAGCCCAGCAAGGCCAUCGAGUGGCUCAUCAACGCCGCCUCCGACGCCAUCGAGAAGCUCCCGGCGCUCGACACCGCCGCCUUCGCGGCCAUCCCCGUGCCCGGCGAGGCGGAUGCCACCAAGGUGAAGCAGCAGCACGGGAGCAGCUCCGGGGGCAGCAGCCCCUCGGAGACGAGCAAAGGUUCCGAGCUCUCCCUUUCGCGCUCCGACGGACGCGGGGGCGCCGCUGCCGCCGCGCGGGACAGGGAGGUCACCGUGGCCAGCACCUCGGCGCAAGCCGCGUCCUUCACCGAACUGCUCACCGGGGUGGCGUCGGCCGGCGCCAUUAGCGCCUCCGAGCACAAGCAGUCCUGGCAGCAGCAGCCCAACGUCUCCGCGGCGGCCGCCGCCGACUGCGUCGGCAUUGCGCACCCGGGGAAAGGUGCGCACGGGCUGUCGACGCACGCCUUCUCGGGCCCCAUCAAGUUCGGCAAUGCGCCUCCGUUCGGCAUGGUCCCGGCGCAGUCCUUCAGCUUCACCACUCCCGUCGAGAUGCCUCACUUCUCGCUCGGCCAGGACGCUUUGGCGGCGUCCUCGGCUCCCGCCGCCGGAGACUACAGCCUGAAUUUCUCCAUGUCCUCGGGUUUCUUGGGUGCCAAUAGGGGGACCCUUCAGUCCAAUUCCCAGUCUAACUUUUCAGGCCAUCACCACCAGCAGCUCCAGAGGCUGGACGGCCCGUUCUUGUUCGGUCACGCGGCGGCGGCGGCGGCGGCGCACCCCGCAUCUGAGAACCAACUGACCGCAUCCGCGGCGUUACAGCUGUGGGAUGGGUUCCGGCACUCCGGCAUGAAGGAGAAGAGCAAGAACUGAUUACACAUUUUCCAACGAAACUGAAGACAUCCAGUUGCUGGGACCUAUUCCAGCAAGAAUUCAUCCUUUGGAGGUGCUAUGAUCAUCAUCAACCUUCAACCCUGCUGCCAUUGAUCAAACAGAAACAGUGCUGUGCUCCGUUUUUCUUCUCCCUCUCUAGAUGCUGUUGUACAAAUUUUGUGGGAGAUGAGAGUUUUUGAACAAGAGUUGUAAGUGUGCCCUGUGAUCGCGGUUCUAGUCCUCUCCGCGUGUAACUUUUGCAUGAAUUGAUGCUCCCCUAAAUUGAGUUCAUUGGAAAAGCAUUGUUCUCACGGUUUGGUUUGCGAGAUAA